AACGUAGUUAACAAAAAAAAAAUCAAAAUUUUUUUGUAUGAUAUUUAAAAAGAAAAUAAAAACAUUAAGUGAAUAUGCACUGUGGUACAUGUUAUAAAAAGUUUUCACUGAUGAGAACACGAAAACAGUGUUCAGAAUGUCGGCGAUAUUAUUGUAAAUAUUGUGUAAUGCGUAAAGCAAAUAAGCAUAUUAAUUGUGAAAAUUGUGCAGUUUUAACAUCAAGGCCUUUAAAUAAAACACAACUAUUAAAAUUAAAAGCAAAGGAUUUACAAGUUUAUUUAGCGAAUAAACAAGUAUCAACGAAAGGAUGUAUAGAAAAAGAAGAUUUAGUAAAUUUACUAUUGGCACAUGCAAAUGGUACCACCGAAACACCGACUGAAACAAAUUAUUCGGAUGAUCAAACAAAUCCUACACGACAAUUAUUUAAAAAUUUACGUUCGUUUUUUACAUCUACAUCGGAUGUAUCGAGUAAUUCACGUCCAGAAGCAAACAAUCCUACUACAGCAGCUGGUGCCCGAGUUCAAUUUCACGCACGUCCACCAUAUUAUAAUCCUCCGCCACCAAAUCUUGAGACAACAACUGAAACAACACCAUCUACACAGAAUGUAGACGUGCCAUUAUUAAAUGUUGCUGUUGUAUCGUCAGCUGAAGAAGCUAGAUCUGGUAGUGGUGAUGAUGUUUCCAAUGCAGAGAGUUCAUCAAUUAUUUUACCCUCACUUAUUACGGAUACACCAUCCCAACAGCUGCCACAUGAAGGUCCACAAAAUAAUUCUGAGAGUGAAACUGAUAGUGAUAUAAUUGUUACAACAAUUAGUAAUAAUAGUAAUUUAACAGCAUCAGAACGUGAUAUAAGUAAUUCAAAUGAAUCAUUUCAUAAUUUACAAUUAUCAGAUAUUAAGAAUCAACAGGCAUUACAUGAUUUAACAAUACAACAAUUAAAAUGUUUAUUAAUUAAGAAUCGGGUCGAUUUUAAAGGAUGUGUUGAAAAAGCUGAAUUAUUGGAACGUGUACAACGAUUAUGGAAUGAAUAUUAUCAAUCCAGAGAAGGAUUGGAAACACUUCCUAUAGACGAUUUAUGUAAGAUAUGUAUGGAUGCUCCAAUUGAAUGUGUGAUGUUAGAAUGUGGUCAUAUGGCCACAUGUACAUUGUGUGGUAAACAGUUAUCAGAAUGCCCUAUAUGUAGACAAUAUGUUGUUCGUGUUGUUCGUACUUUCCGUGCAUAAUAAAAAUAAAAAGAGAUUCUUUGUCAAAACUGUAAUCCC
Molecule: messenger RNA, 1262 nt
Organism: Chrysoperla carnea
Lineage: Eukaryota; Metazoa; Arthropoda; Insecta; Neuroptera; Chrysopidae
Product: E3 ubiquitin-protein ligase RNF34
Exons: 6
Coding region: 75-1223 (382 amino acids)
Biological process (GO): negative regulation of extrinsic apoptotic signaling pathway via death domain receptors; protein K48-linked ubiquitination; proteasome-mediated ubiquitin-dependent protein catabolic process
Cellular component (GO): plasma membrane; cytoplasm
Molecular function (GO): ubiquitin protein ligase activity
Source: RefSeq, a predicted model, not a curated record